Molecule: messenger RNA, 990 nt
Organism: Labeo rohita (rohu)
Lineage: Eukaryota; Metazoa; Chordata; Actinopteri; Cypriniformes; Cyprinidae
Product: serine/threonine-protein kinase pim-3-like
Exons: 7
Coding region: 1-990 (329 amino acids)
Biological process (GO): protein autophosphorylation; negative regulation of apoptotic process; regulation of mitotic cell cycle
Cellular component (GO): cytoplasm
Molecular function (GO): ATP binding; protein serine/threonine kinase activity
Source: RefSeq, a predicted model, not a curated record
AUGGGAACCCCAGCAAGAAAAGCUUUGGAGGCAGCCAUGCUCCGGGUAGAAUGGGCUCUGACCCCUAAAGGAGGAGGGAGCCCUGUGGACGUAUGCAUCCAGCGCUCGCACUGGACACAUACAAUUAAGCUUCUGCUGGUCAGCAUCCCGAAAGGGGGGAGGACAAAAGGCCUGGAGUACGACAGGCCGUGGUGUCGAGGCUGCUCCAGAUCCAGGAGUGCUGCUUUCACCCAGACGGCUGGUCAGGAGGUUGGGAGAUGCGGCUCUGGUGAUGGCGCUCAGGAACCGCUGGCAAACUCAAACCUGCCACUGAGCCAAGAGCUGCCUGGAUAUAUUGCACCUCUGCCUUCUGAGUUGGCCGUUUCUGUGUCCACAGAUGAGCCUCACAGGAAGAGGAAGUGGCAGAGUGGCAGCCAGGAGGAUGAACGUCCGUCCACCUCAUACAGAAGAGCAGCCAAACGCUCCCACAGAGAAGCAUAUGUGAAGGGCCCAUUGCUGGGGCGAGACGGAUUCGGCUCAGUGUAUGCUGGGACCCGCAGGUCUGAUGGACUGCCAGUUGCCAUCAAGUACGUCUCUAAAACCAGGACAGAGAGACUGAAAGUUGAAGGUCAGGGUCGGCUGCCGCUGGAGGUGGCACUGAUGACCCUGGUCAAUUCAGCUCCUGCCUGCCCCAACAUCCUGCAGCUGCUGGAGUGGUUUGACCGUCCCAGACGAUACAUCAUGAUCCUGGAGUGUCCGGUUCCUUGCCAGGAUCUGGAGACUUUCUGUGAAGAGAACGGACGUCUGGACGAGAGCCUGGCCAAGAAAGUCCUGCUGAAGCUGAUCACCGCACUGAAACACUGCGAGAGCCGCGGAGUCCUGCACCGGGACGUCAAACCAGAGAACCUGCUGAUCUCCACAGAGUCACAUGACAUCAAGCUGCUGGACUUCGGUUGUGGAGAUCAGCUAAAAGACUCGGCCUACAAAUACUUUGCAGGCACUCUUCAAUAA